Molecule: messenger RNA, 2429 nt
Organism: Hemibagrus wyckioides
Lineage: Eukaryota; Metazoa; Chordata; Actinopteri; Siluriformes; Bagridae
Exons: 2
Coding region: 485-1735 (416 amino acids)
Molecular function (GO): nucleic acid binding; zinc ion binding
Source: RefSeq, a predicted model, not a curated record
CCUGUUGUUUCUCACUUGAAUAAAACAGAGAGUAUUGCUUCACGUUCUCUCCGGCUGUAAUACUCACCUAAACUCCUUUGCCUCCACUUCCGAGGCUUCUGGGGAUUAUUCUUCACUUUCACUAAAGGAGACUCAGCUCUAAUAUGGUGGAGGGGUUGUUAAUGAACCAAAAAAAAAAAACUACCAGCGAAAGGAAAGGACCAUCGGGGGAAAUUUGUGGAGCGUGCAUCGUUGGAGGAACGAGAGUUAGGAAUAGUUUACGGCUCAGAGUGCACCCUACCCCCAAAUAGUGCCUCACUUUGCAGUCUAACAAAUUUUACCCGACCUAUAAAAGCCCGGUUAAGGUGGAGCCUGACCUCCCACUCAUACUGAAAGAAGUCUAGUUUCGUCAGUUAUUUUUCAUUUCCAUCCAGCUGAGAGUCUUUUAAGUGGAGCUUAACACAUCUGGAGGGACGUGUUCGAUUGGGCUGAAAAAAACUUCACCAUGCUUCAACAACCGAUGCCAGAAGAGAUGAUCUUAUUCGACUGGUUAACAGAAAAUGGAAGCAAGGUUGCCUUGAAGCAUUUGGCUAAAGAAAAGAGGGGCACGUACCCCACAACUGGAACCCCUGCUGAUAUCUACGCUUGGUGGAUACAGUACAAAGAGGGUAAAAAGAAGAACAAAAUAGCAAUGAGCAUCAUGGCUUUUCACUAUCCCACAGUAGUCAUGCACCUGGACAGGUUCCGAAACAAAGCGCUACAGCUGGAGAAUACAACAAAGUCUCAAGAAGAAGAGAUCAAUUUGCUGAAGCGAAAACUCCUGCAAAAGGAAGCAGAAAACACGCAGUUAUUUAAUCAGAUGUCUGAAAUAUCCAGUGAGGUGUUACAGCUUAAGUCCAAGACAGACUCUCAAAAGAAACAAAUCACCUUGCUGAAGCAAAGAGUCCAGGUACAGGAAGCAGAAAAAGAGGACCUGAAAGACGAGAUUUCUAAUUAUAAAGCAACCCUAGAUGACUCCAAAAGUCUCUUAAGACGUCCACCGGUGGUGAUGUCCAGCUUGCAGAGAUCGCUUUUUUCUCUCCUUGCAGAACUUCCAGACUUAGAGUACGACAACUCCAACUAUGAGUUCUGGGCCAAGAUAAAGAGUUGGCUCCUCAAAGGAGAAGUGGCUCCUCAGAGUGUCUUUGAACUCGUCCAAAUAAAAUGCCCUCUGAAAGCUUGGCAGAUAAUUGCAGAGAAAUUCGUCAACAAAGCCUUGAAGGAUACAGACUUUUCCAACCAUGUGGAGACGGGAAGACAGUUGGAGAAGCUCUGGAAGUGCGUCUCGGAAGCUCUAGGGCCAGGUACCAAACUCUUUGAGAAGUACUACUACCGGAAGCAGGAAGCUGGCGAAACAUUUGAGACCUAUAUUCAAGAGAAGUUUAAGCUGUACUGUUCCUUCGGGGUGGACAACACAGAGCCGGACAGGAACGACCUGCAUUUUCUCUAUAAUGUCAUAGAGAAAGCCGCAAAGAGCUAUCAGACCUUAGGGUUCACGUGUCCCAAAAGCUACGCCGACUUGCUGGCUAGGUCCAUGCUUGUUGACAGGAUGCUAAUGGCAGCAGAGUGGAAUAACAAGUGCAGGAAUUGUUGCAGGGAAGGCCACACUAUAGCUAAGUGCAGGAGACCUGGAGGGGAAGCAGAGGUCGGACCGAACGAGUGCUAUACAUGUGGGAUGUAUGGUCACUGGGCCAGGGAAUGCUCGACAAUCUGCUAAACUACAAUUCCUGCAUGUUACUAUCCUUCGUUCACUUGUAAAUAUUUAUCUUCUGUCACCAUUCAACCAUAUACUCUUUAAAAAAAGUGAUCUUAAUAUCCACAUAUAAAUUACAUUUUCUGCAUUGAUGUAUCUGACAAAUGAGAUAUUUAUUGAUAUAUUUUUAUAUACAUAAAAAUCAAGUAUUACAUAACUGAUAUAUGUAACUGAUAUACUGUCCAAUCAACAGCCACCUGGUGGUCUAACCAGGAGCUAACCCAGGAAGCUAACCCAGGCACUAAAGAGUUAACCCUCAGUGCCAGUCCCAAGCCUGGAUAAAGGGGGAGGGUUGUGUCAGGAAGGGCAUCCGGCGUAAAAAAAAACCUGUGCCAAAUCAAAAAAAAAAAUGUGGACCAAAUGAUCCGCUGUGGUGACCCUGGACAGGGAGUAGCCGAAAGAACAACAACAACAUAUUGUCCAUUCAACCAUUCUGCCAAUACUGCAAAUUAUAAACUUUGAGUCUUUUACCUGCUUAUCGAUCUGUAUUUUAUGAUGAUGAACACUUUCAAUAGUCCUUGGUUUUAGCAAACGAGCAUUUAGUAAUUUAUCAGAUAUUUUUACUGCUUUGUAGACUGAAAUAUUUACCUGCUCUCAAUAUAUAGCAUUCACUGUUUUAUUUUUGUAUCUCUUGUAUGUCUAGUGUGUAGCAAAUAAA